AUGUGGGUCGGCCCCACAUUUCUUUGGAGAACUUGCCGCCAUGCUUUCGCUAUCGUUCAACGCAACAAGACCCAACUUGGGGUCGGCUUUCGGCUGGCUGUUUUGUGUGAGGAUCGCCUCUACUUCAACCGCUUGAAUCGAUGGUCUUUGGAGAGAAUUGAGUGCGCAAAGAUUGGCUCAUUCUUCUCAAAUCUUCAAGUCAAAACCUUUUCCAUGGAAUUUUCGCCUCAAGCCAAAAACGAUGCUCGCUACUUGGUCACAAAUCGUUUGGGAAAGUUGACUUUCGAGUUCAAUUUUAGUCAUUAUUUGAAAGAGCAAUACUCAACUUUCAUGGAAAUCGCGAGAACCUGGAGAGUUGGUGCCUUGAAAGUGAAGUUGAAUCCACAAGGGGCGCCGAAACAACUCCAUAGAAGCAUCUUUUCAAUUGUCAGAGACAUCAACUUCAAGGAGCUCACUUUUUUGCUUCCAUCCCAAAGAGCAAUUCAAUCGGUACCCAUUUUGAAGCUCAAAAGCUUCCCCGAAAGAAAGCAUUUAAUUCCGAUGAGUUUCAAGCUUGAGAAAGAUACCCCGAGACAACCGCGAUCGGCGAGCUUUCAAUUCACGUGGAAAGGACUCGAGUUUGACCGUUUGCUCGAAGCCAUGCACAAUGAACAGAUAUUCUUGUUAUCGAAUGAAAGCUUCAAAGCGUUGAUCGAUAUCAAACCGGUUGACGAGGGUCAGAAAGUCAGCUUCAACAAGGCCUUAGAGUUACACCGAAACGAUUUUGGGUGCUCGGCCAGAGACGCGAUUCGAUUCAAGCAGGCAUGUCGAUCCGCCUAUCACUUCGUUGAGGCGUACGACCACGAGAUGCCAUGUAAUUUCGUGAUGGGCAGCUUUUUAUACACCGAUCGAUUGUAUUUAUUCUAUAAGAAGAAUGAUCGAAAGAUUGAAGGAAUUCCGAUAAAAAAGGUUGAACAUCAAUUCGAUCACGCGCGCUUCAAACAGUUAACGAUUAACUUCGUGAAAUUGUACCAUUCGACCGCUUACCUUGCCAAGAGCAGCACCGGCGGUCCGUACGGACCGUACAACAAAGAGGAGUUCCUCGAGAGCCACCGGGAAUGCCUUGGAAAUGAGGGUUUCUGGCACUUCACCUCGAUUGCAAAAACGUGGAAAAUAGAUCAUUUUAUUAUCAAGAUUCGCAGUGACGAGAUUUUUUGUGGUUAUUUCCAAGAGGAUUUGGUCAACUUGUGCAAUGAGCUACGAUGGGACGAGUUGGAAAUCCAUGCGAUGCACAGAAGAGAACGGUUUCUAGGCUGGGGCAGCAACGACAUUCGACCAGAAAAUAUUCCCCGUGAAAAAUACUGCAAAGCGAGGAUACAGUCGCCCGAAGCUUUGAAGCAAAAGCUGGAAAUUUUCGAAAUGAUUGUGGAGAGUGUACGUGGACGAGAUGAGUUGUCCAAUUAUGUAGUUGAUUUCCACUUGUAUGGCUCAACGGUUACCGGUUUUGGUUCCAAGAACUCGGACUUGGAUGUUUUUAUGAAUAUUGAAGCAAAUAUUCAUUCUGAGUUGGCUGAGAAGGAUGAUAAAAAUGGUUGUUUGGAGAAGAUUAAGAAGAUUUUGCGACGCAGCUCAUAUUUUGAUGGUCACUAUCGAGAGGUGGUGUUUCUCGCAAAAGCCAAGGUACCAAUCAUUUCGAUGACCUUACUCGAGAAAUUCAAUCACAUCAAUGUGGACAUCAGUGCGAGUUCGCUUGAAGGAGUGCACAACUCGUAUUUAUUCAAGCACUACAAUAUGAUCGAUGAACGCUUUGCUCAACUCUAUCUUAUGGUAAAGGAAUGGGCGACGGUGAACGAUAUUUGCAACUCACAGGCUGGCUCGUUAAAUGGAUUCUGUUAUUGUUUGUUGGUGCUUCAUUUUCUCCAGAGUGGAGUCACUCCACCCAUUCUUCCGAAUCUUCAAAAAUUGUUCCCUGAAAAGUUUGCAAUGACGAGAAGGUUGGAUGAGUUGCAAAGGGAUACAGACGAAAAACUGGAUUUCGAUAGAGAUUCUAUCAACGAGUCAACAAUUGGUGAGCUUUUCCUGGGAUUUUUCGAGUACUACAAGAAGUUUUCAUGGAAGACAAAAGGCAUUUCGAUACGACGAGGGGAAACUUUUUUAAGACCCAAUGAGAACAAGGACUAUGUUUAUGUGGAGAAUGUGUUCAGUGAAACGAAUGCGGCUCGAGUACUUCGAACUCACCGCAGCUUCAAGAUUUUUCUGUAUGCAAUUGAGAAGAUGGUGGAGAAUUUCUCAAAAACCGCAUCACUUGAUGACAUUUUAAAAAAGAUUGAAAUUCCAAAAGGCUUGAUGAGCCUCAAACAAUUGGAUAAAGAAAAUAUCAGGAUUCAAGGAAGAAAGAGAAAACAAAUCUUUCAAAAUGCGGUUGGGAGAGUCGCGUCGACGCUGACGAGAAGGGAAUCAAGAGAUUUACAGAUCACCGCAAUCAGCGACUCUGCACUGAAACAAUUGGAGUUGAAGGACAACAAUGGGACCACUUCGCUGUAUAAGGACAAAUCAAACGUCUUCUACGUGAUUUAUCGCCCGACGAAAAAAGUGAUCAUCAAAAACCCAAUCCGACAAUUGCCUGACAACGAGCUGGAGCGAAUCGCUGUAUUUACUCUCAAAAAUCCGAGUUGGACUGAGAUCCAUUUGGCGGCGGCGCUCGGACUGACCCGAACGCUGAGCUUUCUCUUCGAAAGAGACGCUGUUGUGGUUGUGAACACGCCCACCGAGGACGGACUUUUACCGCUGCACAUUGCUUGCGAGUACAAUCAGUAUGAAGCGGCCAUGUUGUGCACAAAAGCCGGCGCUCAAGCUUCAAAAAUGAACGCUCGAGGGCAAACAGCGUACCAUUUAGCGGCAAAAAGUGGAGAUAUGAGAUUAAUGAAGGCUCUUCUGUCCACCAAUACAGCGCAAGCCAUUCAACUUUGUGUCACCGCCGAAGACAUGUCUGGUUUCACUCCACUCCAAGAGGCCAUCUGCAAUGAGAAUCUGGAAGGAUUACAG
Molecule: messenger RNA, 3024 nt
Organism: Mesorhabditis belari
Lineage: Eukaryota; Metazoa; Nematoda; Chromadorea; Rhabditida; Rhabditidae
Source: the annotation of a GenBank genome assembly